AUGUCUAAAAGACCUGAACAUCAAGCUCCACCUGAACUGUUUUACAAUGACGAUGAGGCAAGAAAGUAUACACAAAAUUCCCGAAUCAUUGACAUUCAAGCUCAAAUGACAGAAAGAUGUAUUGAAUUGUUGUUAUUACCUGAGGACACACCAUGUCUUCUGCUGGAUAUUGGCUGUGGAUCGGGCUUAUCUGGUGCAGUGCUUGAAGAAUAUGGACACAUGUGGAUUGGCUUAGAUAUUUCUCCAUCUAUGUUGGAUGUUGCAAUAGAAAGAGAAACAGAAGGUGACUUGAUUCUUGCAGAUAUGGGUGAAGGAGUGCCUUUUAAAGCAGGUAGUUUUGAUGGAGCAGUCUCUGUAUCUGCUCUCCAGUGGCUAUUCAAUGCUGAUAAAAAAUCACAUCAACCAGUCAAGAGAUUAUAUAAAUUUUUUAGUUCCUUAUAUGCUUCAUUGUCAAGAUCAGCAAGAGCAGUCUUCCAAUUCUACCCAGAAAAUGAAAAUCAAUUGGAUCUUGUGACAGCUCAGGCUAUGAAAGCUGGUUUUUAUGGUGGUGUUGUCAUUGACUUUCCUAAUUCUGCCAAAGCUAAAAAAUUCUUCCUUGUGCUUAUGACAGGAGGUGCUGCACCAUUACCACAAGCUCUAGGCACAGAUGAAAGUGAGAAUUCUUUGCAAAUUAAAUAUGCAAGAAGAGAAGCUUCUAAAGCAGCAAGAGGCAAACCUUUAAAAAACACAAGAGCUUGGCUUCUGGAGAAGAAAGAAAGAAGACGAAAACAGGGUAAAGAGACUAAACCAGACACUAAGUACACAGGACGAAAAAGAAGUGGGCGUUUU
Messenger RNA from Brenthis ino (lesser marbled fritillary), 828 nucleotides. The record is from the annotation of a GenBank genome assembly. NCBI's taxonomy places the organism in Eukaryota, Metazoa, Arthropoda, Insecta, Lepidoptera, Nymphalidae.